AUGAAAUACGUUAUCGUCUCUGGAGGUGUCAUCUCUGGAAUCGGGAAAGGUGUGCUGGCGUCGUCGACCGGUAUGCUACUCAAGACCCUGGGGUUGCGCGUCACGUCGAUCAAGAUCGACCCUUACAUGAAUAUCGACGCGGGCACUAUGUCGCCGCUGGAACACGGUGAGUGCUUUGUCUUGAACGACGGUGGGGAAACAGACCUGGACCUGGGAAACUACGAGCGUUACUUGGGUGUGACGUUGACCAAAGACCACAAUAUCACCACCGGGAAAGUGUACUCGCACGUCAUCUCGCGCGAGCGUAAAGGUGAUUAUCUCGGAAAGACCGUUCAGGUUGUGCCUCACUUGACAGAUGCUAUACAAGACUGGAUCGAGAGAGUUGCCCGUAUCCCAGUGGACAACUCUGGCAUCGAGCCCGAGGUUUGUAUCAUCGAGCUAGGUGGUACCGUUGGUGACAUUGAGAGCGCACCCUUUGUUGAGGCGCUCAGACAGUUCCAGUUCCGCGUCGGAAAGGAGAACUUUUCGUUGAUUCACGUUUCUUUGGUCCCAGUUAUUCACGGCGAACAAAAGACCAAACCUACUCAAGCGGCCAUCAAAGACCUACGUUCGUUGGGGUUGACCCCAGACAUGAUCGCAUGUCGUUGUACCGAAAAAUUGGACGAACCAACAAUCAAUAAGAUUGCCAUGUUUUGUCACGUCGGACCAGAGCAAGUCGUUAACGUUCACGAUGUCAAUUCCACUUACCAUGUUCCACUAUUGUUGCUAGAGCAGAAGAUGAUUGACUAUUUGUGUGGACGUCUAAAGUUGACCGACCUCACCUUGAACACCGAGGACAAGAAACGUGGUGAAAACUUGUUGAAUAGAUGGAAAUACCUAACUACUUCUAUUGAUGAGUCCUUUGAAACCGUCAAGAUCGCCUUGGUCGGUAAAUACACCAAUUUGAAGGAUUCGUACCUGUCCGUGAUCAAAUCUUUGGAACACUCGAGCAUGAGAUGUCGUCGUAAGCUAGAGAUCGUGUGGGUUGAAGCCUCUGAUUUGGAACCUGAAACCAAUGAAAGUGAAAAGAACAAAUUCCAUGAAGCUUGGAAGAAGCUAAGCACAGCCGAUGGUGUCUUAGUCCCUGGUGGGUUUGGUCUAAGAGGUACCGAAGGUAUGAUUUUGGCUGCUAAAUGGGCUCGUGAAAACAGCAUCCCAUACUUGGGUGUUUGUCUAGGUUUGCAAGUUGCUACUCUGGAAUUUGCUCGUAACGUACUUGGCAUGAAGAAUAUCACUUCUGCUGAAUUUGAACCCGAGGCUUCGGAAGAAGACCAAGGUGUUGUAUAUAUGCCCGAAAUUGACAAAGAAAACAUGGGCGGUACCAUGCGUUUGGGUAUAAGACCAACGAUUUUCCAAGCUGACACUGAAUGGUCCAAGAUUCGCAAGUUAUACGGCGGCGCACAUGAAGUCCACGAAAGACAUCGUCACCGUUACGAAGUCAACCCUAAAUUGGUUCCAAAAUUGGAGGAGCAUGGUUUAAUGUUUGUUGGUAGAGACGAUACUGGUGAAAGAUGUGAAAUUUUGGAAUUGCGUAACCAUCCAUAUUUUGUGGCCACUCAAUACCAUCCAGAAUACAUGUCUAAAGUAUUGGAUCCAUCACAACCAUUCUUGGGUUUGGUGGCGGCCUCCGGAGGUGUUCUAGAGAAUGUGAUGGCCGAGGUAAACAACUCUACCGAACAUGCGGAUUUCUAA
Molecule: messenger RNA, 1731 nt
Organism: Lachancea nothofagi CBS 11611
Lineage: Eukaryota; Fungi; Ascomycota; Saccharomycetes; Saccharomycetales; Saccharomycetaceae
Source: the annotation of a GenBank genome assembly